Molecule: messenger RNA, 10588 nt
Organism: Bufo bufo (common toad)
Lineage: Eukaryota; Metazoa; Chordata; Amphibia; Anura; Bufonidae
Gene: THRB
Product: thyroid hormone receptor beta
Exons: 8
Coding region: 284-1714 (476 amino acids)
Biological process (GO): positive regulation of transcription by RNA polymerase II; thyroid hormone receptor signaling pathway; negative regulation of transcription by RNA polymerase II
Molecular function (GO): nuclear receptor activity; zinc ion binding; RNA polymerase II cis-regulatory region sequence-specific DNA binding
Source: RefSeq, a predicted model, not a curated record
GCUACCUGUCUGUGAAGCCAUCUUCCUAGGAUUUAUCCAUGGCUCAUAGAUUAGGACCUUAAACUGCCAUAAAUCUCUUUUACAACAUGUUUGGCUUCUCGGUAGCAUCCUCGAUAUAAAUAGGAUCCGAGCACACAAGGUGCUGCUCCAAAUCGUACCGGGUGCUUAGCUCUGAGGCAGACUUCAGUGACUAUUGUAUAUUUAUCAUUUUCUCCCCUCGUUCCAUGUGUAUGCAUGCAUGUGUGGUGCAUACGUAAAGUAGAAGCUCACCCCAGAUAUCAAAAUGAACUACUGCAUUCAGGAAAUGUAUGAAAUGCCCCAGUGCUCUUCUAACUCCUUCUGCAUGCAGCCCACUGAUUAUUGCACUUAUAUAGAAGAUAGUGAGAACUACAGUUCUUGUGAGGCUUAUGUCCUACACAACAAUAAUAUAUAUAUGGAUCAGGCCUGGGCGGUGAAUCAGGCUUAUAACUCUAGUUACCCUGGAAACAUGUUUAAAAGCGAGUACUCAGAAAUGGACAUGGCCCUGAAUUCAUACAACCAACCUGAGUAUUUCUCGGAGGAAAAAGCAACUUUUUCACAGGGGCAGUCUCCGAUGUUCUCACAGAAAAAAGGGUACAUACCCAGCUACUUAGAUAAAGAUGAACUGUGUGUUGUGUGUGGAGACAAGGCUACAGGAUAUCAUUAUAGAUGCAUCACCUGUGAAGGCUGCAAGGGCUUUUUCAGAAGAACAAUUCAGAAGAACCUUCAUCCCAGCUAUUCAUGUAAAUAUGAAGGAAAAUGUGUGAUAGACAAAGUAACAAGAAAUCAGUGCCAAGAAUGUCGAUUCAAAAAGUGCAUUGCCGUUGGCAUGGCAACAGAUCUGGUUUUGGAUGACAGCAAACGUUUGGCAAAAAGAAAGCUCAUAGAAGAAAACAGAGAAAAGAGGCGCAAGGAUGAACUGCAAAAAUCACUGGUACAGAAGCCUGAACCAACGGCAGAAGAGUGGGAGCUCAUACAGGUGGUCGCUGAAGCUCAUGUGGCCACUAACGCACAGGGAAGUCACUGGAAACAGAAAAGAAAAUUUCUGCCAGAAGAUAUUGGGCAGGCUCCUAUAGUUAAUGCUCCAGAGGGUGGAAAGGUCGACUUAGAAGCCUUCAGCCAGUUUACAAAAAUAAUCACCCCAGCAAUUACAAGAGUGGUGGAUUUUGCCAAAAAAUUACCUAUGUUUUGCGAGUUGCCAUGUGAAGACCAGAUCAUCCUCCUCAAGGGCUGCUGCAUGGAGAUAAUGUCACUCCGAGCCGCAGUGAGAUAUGACCCAGAGAGUGAAACAUUAACACUGAAUGGGGAGAUGGCAGUCACAAGAGGACAGCUGAAAAAUGGAGGACUAGGGGUGGUAUCUGAUGCCAUCUUUGAUUUAGGCGUAUCGCUGUCCUCAUUUAAUCUUGAUGAUACCGAAGUCGCCUUGCUGCAGGCUGUGCUGCUUAUGUCAUCAGAUCGCCCUGGUCUCUCCAGUGUGGCAAGAAUAGAAAAGUGUCAAGAAGGUUUCCUCUUGGCAUUUGAACACUACAUUAAUUACAGGAAACACAACAUUGCACACUUUUGGCCAAAACUGCUGAUGAAAGUCACCGACCUCCGCAUGAUUGGAGCCUGCCAUGCCAGCCGGUUCCUGCACAUGAAAGUGGAGUGCCCCACUGAACUGUUUCCACCACUGUUCUUGGAAGUGUUUGAGGAUUAGAAGAGACUGUGCUUCUGGUUUCUCGUCACUACUGGGGUCUCCCCUUCCAUUCCAUUGCCUCCGUCACUUUUUUUGUUCUCGUCCGUUCUGAAUAGACAUGGAUGAAAAUGUUCCUCUAAUGCGGGUACUCGUGACUAUCGUAUUUUUUGUUAUUCUGUCCUUUUGAUGUGAAGUUUAUCCGUGGACAUUUAACCCCUUUCGCGCUGAAGUGGCUGUCAAGACAUUAUUCAUCCGAGCUUUUGACAGUCCUUCCAGUUCUUAAGUGGUUAUUGGAAAAAAGAAAAUGUACAAAAAAAAAAAGAGAAAAAUUUAUAUUAACUUGCAUUCACCAGCACUACGGAUCCUACACAGAAAAGGUAUUCUCAGAUAUUGUGCCUGCGGCUAUAAACCCUACUGACCAUCUCCCAUGGUGAUCACUUAUUUGUGCAAUGUGGGGCAGUUCUAAUCUUUCACAGCUGCAUAUGCACCGUUUCCUCCUAGAACAAGGCAGAUAUUUGAUUUUAUCAUUAGAUGAUAUUUUUUUAAAUUAUUUUUUUUUUAAACAAAUGAGAACGCCCCUUUUUUGGCACAGACUGUGCCCAAGGAUGGGGAUAAAUUGGUAGCAUGUUUUUGAAUUGGUUUGUAAAAGAGAAUUUAGCCUGGUAAAACCCUAAAAAAUUCUACCUUUAUACUUCAGAAAAUUAUAAUCCUGAAAGAAUGUAUUUUUUUACUCUAACUCCUCUUUUCCAAAACCCUCUUUUAUUUUUUUUAUUAUGGAAAGAAACAAGCUAAGCUGACUUGGAUGUUAAAAUAUGACAUUACAUUGCUCACUCUUGGUUAUAUAGUUGGUGUUAAUAGGAUGACUGUACAGAACUAGUUCCUUGAUUCUGCACAUUCCCUUCUCAGGUAUUUGAAAGUAAACCUCUAGGAAUUCCAUUAUUGUCUCACCGUUUUCUGGUCCCCUUACUUUUGCAUGACGAUAUGAACUGUGCCACAAGUCACAUGAUGAUCACUUGGCACUUUAGAAAUUGGUAACCUCACACUGUCGUAAUACCAGGCCAUACGAGGAUGACAUUUGAACUCCUGAACUGUGAUAUAUCCAUAUACUCUAUUGUACUACCUCCUUCAUUACCCAUACUCUAACAGUGCCUAGCAGAGAAGCAGUUACUUAGGGCAUGUUCAGAUCUGCUUCAGUGCCAGAAAGCAAGACUAUCCACAUUACACAUUCAGGGCUCUAGUUCAUGCCAGAUUAUAUAUUUUGCCAGACAUAUUUUUCUAUUAUAAAAUGAACAUAUAAAAUAAAAAUGGAUACAUAAUAGCUACCCAGCUACUGGCAGCAAAACCAAAACCAAUAACAUAGUAUAUAUGUUGUAUUCAAUUUUGCAUAUUCUUGUGCAUAUUUUGCAUGGUAGUAUAGUAUUUUCAGGUGAGAUACUUUAAAGUAAACUGCGUGUAUGUGUCUAACAUUCUAUUUUAUAUUAACCUAAAGCCCCCACGUCUGGUCAUUGAAAGCCAGAGAGGAUAGCCAUGUGCCUUUACACAUCACCUGACAAGCCAGAAACCUCCGUUAGAUAUAAGUAUCUAUGUUUUUUAUCAUUGUUUACACACAUGACAUAUGUUCUAGCCUGAUAUAGUGAUACAUUCACUAAUUCUAGUACAUAUAUUACAUUUUGAGAUACGUUUGUGCUUACACAAAGAAUAGUGUGAGAAAACUAUUGCAUUUCACAUUCAAUUUAUUGUAAAACAUAAAAGGUUAUAUAUGUCUAGGCGAGAAGGUGUUGAAGAGGAGGCUUUUUAUUGAUAUAUGAAAAGCAAUGGCUUCUCCAUAGGUAGCUGACUAUAAAUCAGAUGCUUUUUUUUUCAAUUAUUUGUAUUUAAUCACCUCUUUUCAAUGUGUAUUCAAAUUUAUAUUUUAAAUAAUAUGUUCCCGGAUAAUUUAUUUCUGGCCUCUUGCUGAUUACUUUUCCCAUACUGAACUCCUUAAUUGAGAUUAUUUUGGCUGGUGGAUAGUUUUUGGAGAAAUGAGGUGGAACCGCCUGUUAGUACAAAGCAAAUUUUUCACACUUAUUACUAUUGACAACCAUGUUUGUUGGUAGAAUACCUGUGGCACCAUGGGGCGCUGGCAGAGAAGGAGAGGGAUUGUGCAGAUACAAAUGUUGCUGGUGCUGGGAGAUCUGGGACUUCCCUGGUGCUAAAAAUGCCAAUGCUGUGCACUGUGCCCAAACGAAUAAAUGUUACUAUAUAGUUAUUAUCUGUAUAUCUAGAAAUUUGGGCCACUUUACCCAUAUAGAAAUUAUUUCAGAUGUGUAGCGCUCUCAAAAGCUUAUCCAUAAAGAAAAUGAUUUUGAUAUGUGGCGCUUUCAAAAGCAGGGGUUCUGGUGUGGGGUCCCUCCAAACUCUCUUUAGUGCUGGACUAUUUUUAGAGACUUCUGAAACUGACACUAUUUUUACAUUUUUAGAAGCACAAUUAAAAGACUGUGUACAUAGUUUAUAUUUUGUGCCUAUGUUCAUUUUGGAGAUUUCCCCAAAUAUGUUCGGCGACAUAGAUUGGGGAAGGCAUGUCACACGCUCUCUGGGAAAGCCAUUGCUCUGAAUAUAUACUUUCUCUGCUUUAGGAAUUGGUCUAUGUCGGCAUAUAGAGAUCAUAUACUAAAUGUAUACAGUUGAUGUAGACUUUAACGUGUAAAUAGUUGAACACAGCAGGGUCUCCACUUUAGUAAGUCUUCAAUGGAAUAUUAUUCACACUGCAAACCCACCCUCCUAUUGUUUCAGUCAAUACUGGGUAUCAGAGAAUUAUGAAGGAUCUUCAGUCCUUUCCUAUAGCCGGCUCCAUUGCACCAUGUUUGAUUCUUGGAUGGGUGAUUCAUUUUUACAGAGGAUUUAAGCAACUGAUAGAAAAUAUUUUACACUGUCAAAUAUUAUCUAGGUCUUAUAACGCCAUAUUACAUGAGAGAUUUGCAGACAUUAAUUCUAAAAUCAUAUCUAAUAUCAAGUAAAUAUGUUAUGCAAUCCAAUGGAAGAAAUUAUUUGCUGCAGGGCUGAAGUCUUGUUGACUGAAUAAGGUAUCUUAGACAUGUAUGGCACAUCAAUAGAACUGACAGGACCUCUGGGACCUGCACCUAUCUUUAAAACUAUGGUCCCUUGACCCACCUGGUGAGGCACUCCCUGGCCAGAGAGUGAAUGAAAGGCUGAUGUGCACGAAUCACUCCAUUCACUUCUACGUAAGCACUGGCUUGGCUGUUUUUCCAUGUGGCCUCCUCACCAGGCAUGACGACAUUAGAGGUGGAUACGCCAUGAAUGUCUAAGAUUGGAAUAUCCAUUUAAGCAAAAACUAAAUGUAAACCAUGUUAGGACCUUUGCAAAACAUUUAAACUAACACAUCCAAGAUGAUCUUCUAAUACAGAGUUAUGGUUAUGCAUACAGUAAAGCAGUAUGCAUGGACCAUGCACCCAUGUUACAGAGCUGUGGGUGCUUUGUGUGGAAGCAUAUGGUGUCUUCCUGAUGCACAUACUCUUCUCUACGAUUGGGGACAGAAAUAUCAUAUAUGCAAUCUCUGCAGCUGUAUUGGGCCUACUCAAUAAAAUACUUCUAUUGGAUAUUGCUGUAAUACGGCAUGUGAUUGGACAGGCUAUGAUUUUUAUUCUUAUAGAUUCUGUACGUAUCAGUGAGAAUAACCACCAUACCCUAUUGAGGGCGCACAGAGGUACAGCACAGGCCUACAGCAGGCUAUUGGUCCAAUAUUACAUAUCUGUAGCACAUAGUAUGUAAUAUGGCCGUUUGCAUGGACCCUAAUAGUGUGGCUAGUUAGCAUGCACAGUGAGAAAAGACUACUUGUAGCAUGGACAAUAUAUGUGUCACAUUUAGAAACAAACCAGCAUUUAUUUGGAAUGUUACAAUUGGUAUUUGUGUAUGGAGUGCUAUAACGAUAAAAACUUUUUAUUAUAAAAACAUAAACUUGAAUGUUUCCAGGGACUGGUAAAGCAGAAAAAAUAUAUAAGUAAAAAAAAAUUCUAUACAAUAUACCUACUAUGCAUCCUGUGCAAAUAUUAAUUCAAAAGAGGUAAGCUUUAGAUUGUACGCUAGUGGAAUAGAUAUCUAUUGUCACUGAAGACAAUCAUCACAUGAUCUUCAUUCAGGACCUAUGCACUAAAGCUAGACUGCAUUCUUACUAUACCAAAAAACUGUUUGUUUCCCUAGAACCAGCUUCAGUCUUAGGCCUCAUGCACAUGACCGUAUCUGUUUUGUGGUCCGCAGACCAUGGGUCUGCAAAACACAGAUACCAGCGGUGUAAGUCCCGCAAUUUCCCAUCCCACAUGUCCCACCCUAUUGUAAAAAUACAGAUUCUUGUCUACAAAAUGGACAAAAAUAGGGCGAUCUAUUUUUAUUUUAUUUUUUUGCAGGACAGACAUGUAGCCGCACUUAUGCGGACAGCAUACGGAUGAGCCAUGGACCGAGAAAUUACGGUCGUGUACAUUAGGUGGUGUUCAGUGGUUAUAACUGGUAUUGCUCAUUACCACCACUGAGCUUAAUGGGACUCAGCUGCAAAACAUGUAUAUUAUUGUGGAGUGGGAUCUUUCUCAAGCUCCUGCUACUAGUCAUCUUCAUACCAGACACUUUGAGAAGGUGGUUAUUUUGGGAAAAACAAACCCCUUUUUGUAGUCCCAGACUGCGACUCCACUUUUAACCCAAAACGUUGCACUUAUUACUAUUGUAAAAUCCAAUUCUAAACGUCACACAAUUAUGAGCAUGGAAAUUUGGCUAAAUUGUAAUUUCAGAGCACAUAAAAAUGUUACAGUGUACAUUGUCCAUAGCUUGUCAAUGUAUGUUGCCAUAAGCCUAAAAUCACACAUGCAGUUUUGAUGCCAGAUGUGGAUCCAGCAGGAAUUUUUCUUUAGAUUUCUUGACAAAUUUGAAUCCACAUCUGGUUUUGGCUACAAAAACUGCAUAUAUGAUUCCAGCCAUAGAAAACCAUUACUUGACGACUCCUGUGUGUAUAGUCCAAAAGCGACACAAAAAACAAUGCAGACACCGUCACAGUCCAAAAGGCAGAUAGCAGUGAUCUUGUAAACUAGCACUUAUAGUAGAUAGAGUUCCUGAACUGCGCUGUUGUUGCACAGAAUGUCUUAUAUGUAAGAGGCUUGGUACAGGGUUUUAUAGACUUAGAUUUUAUGAAGAACGUUUGUUUCCUUAUGGAUAAUGUCCAUCAAGGACUUUUGUCCAUUUUCAGAUUUCACAAUGAUGUACCGUAGUAAAUGUUCCGUAUGGUACAUCUAGAGAUAUACAUGAGCCACCUCUAUUUACUUACUUUUUAACAGUUUCACUAUGUCAAUGUGUUUCAGGGUUUAGGGUGGUUCCGCACAUUGUUUUUCUUUUUCUUUUUUUUUUUUAAAAAGCCCCCAUUUUCGUGGCUGUAUGGAAUCGAAAGUGGAAUCGAAAGGAAUGGGAGCGAUCAAGGAAGGACUUUUCAUUCCUACUGGAUUCACUUCUGGUGUUGGCUCAAAAACUGUAUCAAAACUGACACAAAAACAGUGAAUACUUUUUUUUAAAGUAUACAUAUGUGAAACCACCCUUCAAGGUUUUUUUUUUUUUUUUCUUCUAAAUGUUAACCGUUCCAGCAUGUAAAGCGUACAAUCUUUCUCACUGGCUUUUUACACUCAUGUGGUCUAUUUCUACAUAUGCUGAUCAAAAGAGCAAAGCCUAUGAACACACCGGGGCAGAUUUACUUGUGCCUGAAUUCUUGCUAAAACUGAACCUGAAUCCUGCACACAUGUAGUGAGCUAUAUUAACUAAGUGUCUUAGACACAUUUUGUGCCUCACUUGGCAACUAGGCCUGGCUCAGAAGGAAAGUGUUACAGCUUAAAGGGGGCAAGGAUUAAGUUGUGACUCUGUGCACAUUAAUUUUGGUGGGAAAUUCUGGCACAAAGUAAAUCAACUAAUUGAUGGUAAAAGUUUAGACUAAAAUGUCUAAAGAUGCAUAAAAUGUAUCAUCCAGAAUCAGCUACUAUGAUAAAUUUUGCACAGUUUGAUUGUGUACAGUAGUCUAAAUUUACACAGUAUUAGUAAAUCUGCCCCAGUGUGCACAUUUAUGUGGGCAACAGGUCCACUGUUUGGACAUGAUUGUGUCUCUAUAGCUUGAUCUUUGGGGACAGUGAAUAGCAACAGGCGGUAAAUAGGAAAGUUUAAUCACUUUUUGUACAAAAAUUAAUAUCUAAAAUAGAGAAGCCCUUUACCUGUCUGUACAAGCUGAGUUGGAUUUACUGAAUCAUCAGGCAUGAUAGGUAGGUGCCAACAGACAGAUUUCGGAGCAGCUCAUGUCUUGCAGAGGAUGCAUGUCUUUCUUUUGUUGGCAAGAAAUUGAAUUCAUGUUAUAUUUAUAUGAGAUGAGAUGGAAUGUGUGUUUUUUUUUUUUUUUCAAAAUUGACUAGGAAAGCUACAAAAUAUUCUGUCUGUGAAAAUAAUACAGCUACUUGAUGGGGUGUACCUCAAAGCUCCGUGGCAUAAAUCCAGUCUUGGUAUAAGCCAUGUGGCUCAUUUAUCCUAGUAAGCAGCAGUUGUCACUUCAUAGUUGUUGCCACCCAAUGAACCUGCCCUAUUGGUUGUUCUACAGUGUGGCAGCAAUAAAGUGAAUUUGUAAUGUUUCUUAUAUUCAGUUUUCAAUAACGGAUUACCAGAUUUUUUUUUUUUUGUUAACGAAUUUACUAGUCAUUUCUUGUGAAUGCCGUUUAUGUAAAUGAUUUGUAUUGCAAAACUGAAAAUAAAAGCUAUUCUUCAUUAUUAAACAACCAUGUCCUACAGUCAUAUCUUUGACAUGUCCAGAUUAGAACAAAACUAUUCUUCUAGAAUAGCCAGUGCAAAAUAGGCAUGUGGAGAGCUUAAACAUGGAGGGUCUUGUUCUGGUGGCCCUGGAAAAAAACCUAAAAGUGGCCCCAAUGUUGUAGGUUUGUCCAAAUUAACAGAAGGUGGGGCAACACAAGUAGAUAGGGCCGAUACAAGUUGGUAGGGUUAGUAGUACCGUAGUGCAGCACAGAAUACCAUCCUGCUGAACUAAUUACCACAGUGCAACACAAAAUACCUCCCACAAGCUGUCCCUCUGUGGUGGCCAUCAAUAGCUGCCAAGUUCUGUCCUCCAAUUGUCUCUAGGGCUUAGGAGGUGAGAUGUGGGCUACGACACCAAGCCAGCCUAUGUUCAGCAUGCUGCCUAAACUUCCUCUAAUAAUGAUCUCUAUAGUUCUCCUAGUUUUAUAUACCUGGCCAGUGGCAGUGAGAAGAGCUUGGGUGGCCCUAUGGGGCAUCAACGCUCCGGAAAAGUUCUUUAUGGGGUCUAUGGCCAGUCGGCCCUUGGAUUAACCAUUAGGGUGCUGUUGGAUUGAUGUCUACAGCAAAAAAUUUCCACCGAUACAGGUGAAAACUGGUUCUGAAAAUUAUAUUUAGUACCAUAUUUUGCAUCAUCAACUGAAGGAACCAUCUCUCAGUAGAGCUUUAAAACCUAUUAUAUUACAUUUAACAGUGAUCGUCAUAAGUGAUGAUACACUCAUUGUAUAAAAAAAGGAAGUUGUAAUUGUGUUGUGUGUGUUCAGAUUAUAUAUGAUAAUCCAGGUCUGUUCCGAGGUGUUGGUACACAUUUCUCAUUCACAUUUACGUAAAUUGUAUCUAUCUGUAUUGUGGAGUGGAUGCACAAUAUGGAACCUAGAUCCAACAAUUCAACAUAUCGGCUGCAGUACAGGUCCAUACCGCAUAGUGUACUGUGGCCAUGUUUACAUAUGCAAAUAUGAAUCUUCACACGUUUGUAUUACCAUUUACUUAUAGACCAAAACUGUGAGUAGGUAGACUCAGUGAACAGGGUUGUAGGUGGAUUACGUGUUUAGGUGGGCACUUUAUGCUUUUUAUCGUGAGAUAAAAUAAUUCAUGUGUUUCAUAAUUCUUUGUUAUAAUGUCUUUAAAAUAUUCACUUGCCUUAAACAGUACACCAAAUAAAAUCUCUAAAACUGCUACACAUUCAGGUACAAAUAAUAAAAAUAUAUUUCCAGAUGAUGCUAUAAUUGCCGUAGAUGUAAGCCAUUAUUUCUUGAAAUUCAUUUUGUAUCCAUCAGAACAGUGAGUCAUUGCCAUUUGUGAAUAGAAGAUAGAUUAUUGUCACUGGUUUUUAUACAUGUGAAAUUUAAAUCAAUGCAGUUUCUAAGCUAAAAUCACUACUGGUAUUUAAUAUGAAACAUCCAGGGAGGAUAUUUCUAUUAUAUGACAAUACAUUAUGGUUUUAAAGCAUGUUUCCAAACUAUAAAUGAUUACACAAUCAUGUGAUUAUUACAAUGCCUAUAUACCGCAAUCCUAAUACACUACAGGACAGUUCAGACACACUCAGGAGUUCAAAUGCCAACCUCAUGACUAUUAAAUGCAUGCCUCACCCUCAGAGGACUUUAUUUAUUGGUGUACUCUCUUUUUUAAACUUCACCAAAUACAUCUUGCUUCCAUCUAUAUUGGCCAGUGUCUUAUAGUAACACUUGUCAUCUUGAACUAAAGCUGAUCUGCAUAGAAUACUAUUUAAUGCACAGAAUAUAGUACGGCUUUGUCUUCUAGGUUACAGACAGUGCACACAGAUGAUAUAUGGUGUGAAGACUUGGCUGAAAAGCACAAAAUUGAUCAUUAAAGGGGUUGUAUACGAUGAAAAACUACUUUUCCUCCAGCAACAGAACCACUUUUGCCCAUCAGUUGUGUCUUAUAUUACAGCUCAACCCUAUUUAAAGGGGUUGUCUCAUCAUGGACAAUGGGGGCAUAUCGGUAGGAUAUGCCCCCAUUGUCUUAUAGGUGGGGGUCCCCCCGCUGGUAUCUGCAUCUAUAUCGAGAAUGGAGCCCGGCAAGUGAAGGAAGGCGCACUGCGCAUGCGCAGCCGCCCUCCAU